GCCCAUUAGCUAUAGACUAAUUUUCGGCUGCCGGGUCUGUAACUAUUUGAUUUCAUGGUGUCCGCCAUUGAUGCUGCAAAUAUCAUCAGCGUUUAUUGGGGAUCUUGAAGAACACUGUAAUGUUGGAUGAAAGCAUGUUUGAUGUGCAUUUGAAGUUGUGGGCACUUCGAAUCCCUAGAGAGUUUUGUAAGGUUGCGUCUAAAUUACUUGAUGGACAUAUGCUCGACAAACCCAGAAUCAAGCCCGUUGUAGAAGACCCGACCAGUGAAAAAACCCGUUAUGUGAUAUUAUCCGAAAAGGUACAAAAUCCCGAUCUUUCAGAUAUUCCUGCGCAUAUACUCGACGAAUUAAAGAAGUUAUGCAAGAUCGAAACAGUUCCGUACUCGAUGACACUUGGAUAUUCAUACUGGGGUGCAGAUGAUGUACUGAAGAAGGUUCUACCAUCUGGACUUGAGGUCCCGUCAUCUUUCGAAACAAUAGGUCACGUUGCUCAUCUGAAUAUACCGGAUGUACUUCUUCCGUACAAGGAUGUAAUUGCAAAAGUCAUCUAUGAUAAAAACUAUCCGAGAAUCCUGACGGUUGUCAAUAAAGUUGGUUCCAUUGCAAACGAGUUUCGCGUACCAAAAUUCGAAGUAUUGGCGGGAAAACCCGACAUGGCUACAGAGGUGAAGCAAUACGGUGCAACAUUUAAGCUGGAUUACGGGUUGGUUUAUUGGAAUUCAAGAUUGGAGCAUGAACACAUAAGGCUGGUCAACAAGUUUGACCAAGGAGAGAUAAUAUGCGACAUGUUUGCCGGGAUUGGUCCUUUUGCUAUUCCGGCUGCACAAAAACGAUGUUUAGUGUAUGCUAAUGAUCUUAAUCCAGACAGCGUUCGUUAUCUGAAAAUUAAUGCGGAUGUUAAUAAAGUUAAUGGUAAUCUCCGUGCUUAUAAUAUGGAUGCAAGAAAGUUCGUAUCUCAACUGUUGGCGGUGCCCGUUGGUGAAUCUAAAGUUGGAGAUUCGAGUUUAAUUUCGUCUGCACAAUGCGAUAUUCAAGAAAAUAUGAAAGAAAACUUCAUAGAACGGAAUUCUGAAACUGAUGAUUUAAAAGGAAGCGAAAGCAAAAGAAUAAAAACUCGUGUUCCAUUUACGAACAAAUCUUGGGAACAUAUUGAUCACGUGAUCAUGAAUCUGCCUGCUUCUGCUCUACAGUUUCUUGAUGUAUUCAAAGGCCUUAUACAGAGGAAACAUUGGAAAGGGUCUCUACCAUGGAUACAUUGCUACUGCUUCAUUCGAUCAAACGAGUCUCGAGAUUUAGUGGUUUCAGAGGCAGAAUCACUCUUGAAUGCUAAGAUACAUGGGCCAGUCUUUCAUCGAGUUAGAGAUGUUGCUCCAAACAAGGCAAUGUAUUGCUUGAGCUUUCGAUUACCCGAAGAAGCAUGCAUCAAUCCUUAACAAAUGGUAAACAAACUAUAAAAUGAUAGGCUUUUUGCAUGGAAAAUUUUCAAUUCAAGAAAAUAUCUUGUUAUUCAUGUUUCCGUAACAUUUUAUACAUCAUUAUCAAGAUUUUGAUUUAUAAGAAUGGCCAUUAAGUGCUAA
Helianthus annuus (common sunflower) is the source of this 1577-nucleotide messenger RNA. Its product is annotated as tRNA (guanine(37)-N1)-methyltransferase 2. Gene Ontology annotation, cellular component: cytoplasm. The transcript has 11 exons. NCBI's taxonomy places the organism in Eukaryota, Viridiplantae, Streptophyta, Magnoliopsida, Asterales, Asteraceae. Gene Ontology annotation, biological process: tRNA N1-guanine methylation. Bases 120 to 1433 code for a protein of 437 amino acids. The record is from RefSeq and is a predicted model, not a curated record.